CGAUGGCUUCGCCUAUAGAAGACGAUGUCUUCGAAAAGCUGAAGAAUACGACGGAUCCCGCCGAGCACAAGCGGAACCAGGACGAGCUCAAUGCGCGGUUAUUCGCACAGCACCAGAAGGCGCAGGAGCGGCUGGUGGAGCUGAUUGACGACAACACCACCCUCCCGGUGACGAUCUCGUCGGUCCGCAUCCUCAACGCCAAACGCACGAGACGAGGUUUCCUCGAGCGGAUAGUAAACCCCUUGCUGAGCGCAAACCGCGAUGAGCCGUAUACACUCGAGGAAGCGCUGAGGGAGGUGGGAAAUGCAACGGAGAAGCUCAAUCGCUUUGGCAUCUUCAAACAACCGAUAUCCGUCUUUCUCGACCGGCCUGACCCCACGAUACCUACCUCCUCUCCCACUGACGUCGACGUCUACAUAUCAGCCUUCGAGCGCGGCUCGUAUACGAUCAAGACUGGUACCGAGGCCGGCGCUUCGGAAGCAGAUGCAUACAUCCACGCUGAGCUGCGCAACCUCUUCGGAGGCGCGGAGACGCUGAACGCACAUGGCUCGCUGGGAACUCGAACGCGGUCCGCAUAUUCACUUGCUUUCGAUACCCCGAUACUGAGCAAUCCGGAGUUCAAGUUCCAGGUCAAUGGCUUCGCGAGUUCUACGCUGAAGAGCUGGGCUAGCCACGAGGAGGUGCUGCGAGGCGGGACUUCGAAGCUUCUGUGGAGGUCAAAGAACGGGCACCAACACGAAUUUGGCUACUCUGGCAUCUGGCGGCAGGUCACCGGUCUUGCGGAGAACGCGUCUCCUACUGUACGCGCUGAUGCCGGCGACUCCUUCAAAUCGAGCAUCACUCAUACCUGGACACACGAUAAGCGCGACUAUCCUAUGCUCCCCAACCGAGGCUAUCUCAUGAAGACUGUUUCUGAACUCGCCGGAUUUGGACCGCUCAAAGGCGACGUCGCAUUCUUCAAAUCGGAGGCUGAGUCGCAAGUCGCACUACCGUUCGGCGACACUGGCAUUACCCUGACGGCCGGUCUGCGGGGAGGUCUACUAUAUCCCCUUCCGCUGUCUGGCAGCAACACACCCCAACAGUCCCGCAUCAAUGACCGAUUUCAGCUCGGCGGCCCCACUAACGUGCGCGGCUUCCGCCUCUCCGGCCUCGGCCCACAUGACGGCCCUGAUGCAGUUGGUGGCGACGUCUACGCUGCUGGCGGCGCCUCCCUCCUCUUCCCCGUCCCCAAAGUCGGCAAAGAUACACCACUCCGAUUACAAACCUUCAUCAACGGCGGGCGACUGCUCUCCCUCAAGAACCCGAACAAGGAGGGUGGUCCGAUGGAUAGCUCGGCCGUGCAAAGCAGCAUGCAGAAAACGAUUUCCAGCUUGAGAGAUGGGCUGCCGAGCGCCGCGGCGGGCUUUGGUCUUGUAUAUGCUCAUCCGAUUGCAAGGUUUGAGAUCAACUUUAGCUUGCCGCUGGUGAUUCGGGCAAGGGAGGAGGCGAGGAAGGGGCUGAGCUUUGGAGUGGGUAUAGAGUUCUUGUAGGAUUCAUAGGUAGUGUAGAUAUUGUAUCAAUAAGAGAUGAAAUACCAAGU
Messenger RNA from Trematosphaeria pertusa, 1579 nucleotides. RefSeq lists its product as uncharacterized. Gene Ontology annotation, cellular component: outer membrane; SAM complex. Gene Ontology annotation, biological process: protein insertion into mitochondrial outer membrane. The transcript is spliced from 4 exons. The annotation marks the transcript as partial. The record is from RefSeq and is a predicted model, not a curated record. Lineage: Eukaryota; Fungi; Ascomycota; Dothideomycetes; Pleosporales; Trematosphaeriaceae.